AUGGAGACACUGCCUUGUUUUGGCAUGACUAUUGGACAGAGCUGGGUCCGUUACACCUUUUCUACGGUUCCACGGGUCCACGUUCUCUUCGGAUCCCUCUCUGCCACCGUCUCUCAAGUAGUCGACAAUGGUCAUUGGAAUCUUCCACCAGCGCGUUCUGAACUAGAUGUAACGCUUCAGAUCAUCCUAUCGACAACGUCAGUUCCAUCUGCAGCUAACGGUGGGGAUGCUUAUCUGGUGACUUGGGAAAGGAUUCGCCUCCCUAGUCCUCUGGUUCAGUGGCAUUCAGUGGCUUGGUUCAAAGAGAAAAUCCCUCGUUGUUCUUUCAUCGCUUGGAUGGCGUUCCUUGGAAGGUACUUGGUGUCACCUCCUGCCUCACUCACUGAACUUGUGCUCAUCUGCCAGCAGCUCCCUGGACUUCAUGCCUCGCGGGCAGUGACUGUGCUCAAGCUUCUGAACCAAGUUAUCAUCUACAACGUUUGGCGUGAGAGGAAUUCCCGCAUUUUCACGGGAGUGUCAUCAAUUGAAGAUGCGUUCUUUCGCGUGGUGAACCAGGCUAUGCGAGACAGACUGCUGUCCUUAAUUCGGCCUUCAUCAUCUGCUCCCCCUCCUUUUUUGCUGGAGUUCUACUUUUGGUUUAUUUUCCCUUUUAAUUAA
Molecule: messenger RNA, 657 nt
Organism: Brassica napus (rape)
Lineage: Eukaryota; Viridiplantae; Streptophyta; Magnoliopsida; Brassicales; Brassicaceae
Exons: 3
Coding region: 1-657 (218 amino acids)
Source: RefSeq, a predicted model, not a curated record